Messenger RNA from Syngnathus typhle (broad-nosed pipefish), 825 nucleotides. RefSeq names its product macrophage colony-stimulating factor 1-like. The record is from RefSeq and is a predicted model, not a curated record. NCBI's taxonomy places the organism in Eukaryota, Metazoa, Chordata, Actinopteri, Syngnathiformes, Syngnathidae. Gene Ontology annotation, cellular component: membrane. The transcript has 7 exons. Gene Ontology annotation, molecular function: growth factor activity; cytokine activity. The coding region runs from base 155 to 787 and encodes 210 amino acids.
CCCAUGUCGUCUAUAUGCAUGGAUCGAUGUGGCUCAGUGAGUCUUCAGAUCUCCGCAAGCACCUAGGGUGAGAUUCUACAGGGCUGUACAACAUCCCAGGCUCCAUUUUUGGGCAAAUGACGCCCAAACUUGUUUGGCUUUUCAUCUCAUCCAGAUGAACAUACACGUGCUAGACUUCAUAACUAAGGCUUGGCAUCCGCGCUUGUUUCUCAUCGUCUGCUUUCACCUGGUAUUGGGUGGUGUUCCCGGUCCAUGCCGACACUCAAUAACGCAGGAGCACCUGCGGAGCCUCAAUCGCCUGAUUGACAAUCAAUUGGACCAUGGCUGUUUAAUAAUCUAUCAGUUUACUGAACAUUUGAAUUUGAGUAAAAUCUGUUAUGUCAAAGCAGCGCUCCCACAAGUACCUGAGCUUCUGAGAACGCAUUUCCAUUACAGUAGGAAUUCAGACAAUGGAAGAUAUGUCAACAGUGUGGAAAAGGCCAUCUACCACCUUUACUCCCAAGGAUGUAUAUCUGAAAUAAAUGAAGAGAUUGAGGACAGUCCCUCAAGGUUAUUGAAGAUGGUAGAAAGCUCACCAAGGGAGGCGCUGAAAAAAGCCCAACAUGUGAUCCGGAUGUAUGUGAAAUUGAUGACAUUAAGCACUUGUCCUGUGGACUGGAAUUGUCAAUCGGAAUAUUCUGCUGGAGAAGAUUUAAAUGCCACUCAAUUUACACCUACCAACACCUCAGGUGAAGCAGAAGGAGGCCACAAAGAAAGCCCGUCUCCUCCAAUAGCCGGUCAAUACUAGGGAACCGAAGCAAUGAACAAUAAACGCUAUUAAAUUCA